Molecule: messenger RNA, 880 nt
Organism: Pyrgilauda ruficollis (rufous-necked snowfinch)
Lineage: Eukaryota; Metazoa; Chordata; Aves; Passeriformes; Passeridae
Gene: FOXL1
Product: forkhead box L1
Exons: 1
Coding region: 35-880 (281 amino acids)
Biological process (GO): anatomical structure morphogenesis; cell differentiation; regulation of transcription by RNA polymerase II
Molecular function (GO): DNA-binding transcription factor activity, RNA polymerase II-specific; RNA polymerase II cis-regulatory region sequence-specific DNA binding
Source: RefSeq, a predicted model, not a curated record
AGGGGGAAGAAGAGGAGCUGCGAGCCCGCCGGCCAUGAGCCACAUCUACGGCAGCCACCUCUCCCCCCUGGGCAGCCCGUCCAUGGUUUACCUGCCCGCCGCGCUCGGCUUCGCCCCCGGGGGGGCGAUGUCCCGGCAGGACCCCCCUCAGAAACCCCCGUACAGCUACAUCGCCCUCAUCGCCAUGGCCAUCAAAGAGGCUCCGGAGCAGAAGGUGACCCUGAGCGGCAUCUACCAGUUCAUCAUGGACCGCUUCCCCUUCUACCACGACAACAAGCAGGGCUGGCAGAACAGCAUCCGCCACAACCUCUCGCUCAACGAUUGCUUCGUCAAGGUGCCCCGCGAGAAGGGCCGGCCCGGCAAGGGCAGCUACUGGACCCUGGACCCGCGCUGCCUGGACAUGUUCGAGAACGGCAACUACCGCCGCAGGAAGAGGAAGCCCAAAGCCGCGACCCCUCCGGACGCCAAGGGUGCCGAGCAGCCCGGCCCGCCCGCUCGCCCCGCCGAGCCCAAGCGGGCCAAGCUGGGCGAGCCGCGCCCGGCCGGGGGCACGGCGGCUUCUCCCGGGGGGCUUCCCCCGCUGCCCCCCGCUGCCGCCCCGCCGCACAAGAGCGGCUCCCGGGGCCGCAGCUUCAGCAUCGAGAGCAUCCUGGCGCAGGGGCUGCGGCCGCCGCCGGCCGGGGCAGCCCCCAAGGCGGCCCGGGAGAGCCCCCCCGGCUGCCUCGGCGGCUCGCUGCUGGCCGGCGGCGGCUUCGGGCCGGCCCUCAACGCGUCCCUCAUGCUCGACUCCCAGGUGCACGGCAGGCUUUACCACAUCGGCAUCCCCUUCCUCUCCUGCUUCCCUCUGCACUUCUCCGAGGCGGUGUUUAAUUUCCAGUAG